Messenger RNA from Suncus etruscus (white-toothed pygmy shrew), 1427 nucleotides. RefSeq names its product TEA domain transcription factor 2 (gene TEAD2). Gene Ontology annotation, molecular function: RNA polymerase II cis-regulatory region sequence-specific DNA binding; DNA-binding transcription factor activity, RNA polymerase II-specific. The record is from RefSeq and is a predicted model, not a curated record. Lineage: Eukaryota; Metazoa; Chordata; Mammalia; Eulipotyphla; Soricidae. The transcript has 11 exons. Bases 3 to 1358 code for a protein of 451 amino acids. Gene Ontology annotation, cellular component: transcription regulator complex. Gene Ontology annotation, biological process: regulation of transcription by RNA polymerase II; embryonic organ development; hippo signaling.
AGAUGGGGGAACCCCGGGCAGGGGCCCCCCUGGACGAUGGCAGCGGCUGGACGGGUAGUGAAGAAGGAAGCGAGGAGGGCACUGGGGGCAGUGAGGGUGCCGGAGGUGAUGGAGGCUCGGACGCCGAGGGCGUGUGGAGCCCCGACAUCGAGCAGAGCUUCCAGGAGGCCUUGGCCAUCUACCCGCCCUGUGGCCGCCGCAAGAUCAUCCUGUCGGAUGAGGGCAAGAUGUAUGGCCGGAAUGAACUGAUCGCUCGCUACAUCAAGCUGAGAACCGGGAAGACACGAACUCGCAAACAGGUCUCCAGUCACAUCCAGGUCUUGGCCCGAAGGAAAUCAAGGGAAAUUCAGUCCAAACUCAAGGACCAGGUUUCCAAAGACAAAGCUUUUCAGACAAUGGCCACCAUGUCGUCGGCCCAGCUCAUCUCAGCACCUUCCUUGCAGGCCAAAUUGGGUCCUGCGGGCCCUCAAGCCUCUGAGAUCUUCCAGUUUUGGUCCGGCGGCUCUGGGCCUCCGUGGAAUGUUCCUGAUGUGAAGCCAUUCUCACAGACUACAUUCUCCUUGUCACUGACUCCCCCAUCUACUGACCUCCCAGGGUACGAGCCCCCCCAAGCCCUCUCUCCUCCUGCCUUGCCGCCUCCUGCCCCAUCACCCCCAGCCUGGCAGGCUCGGGCUCUGGGCACUGCACGGCUGCAGCUGGUGGAAUUCUCUGCUUUCGUAGAACCGCCGGAUGCAGUUGACUCUUACCAAAGGCACCUCUUUGUACACAUCAGCCAGCACUGCCCCAGCCCUGGAGCACCCCCACUUGAGAGCGUGGACGUCCGGCAGAUCUAUGACAAGUUCCCGGAGAAAAAGGGGGGCCUGCGAGAGCUCUAUGACCGUGGGCCCCCCCACGCUUUCUUCCUGGUCAAGUUCUGGGCUGACCUGAACUGGGGCCCAAGUGGUGAGGAGGUGGGAGCCAGUGGGGGCAGCGGCGGCGGCAGCGGCAGCUUCUACGGUGUGAGCAGCCAGUACGAGAGCUUGGAGCACAUGACCCUCACCUGCUCCUCCAAGGUCUGCUCCUUCGGCAAGCAGGUGGUGGAGAAGGUGGAGACGGAGCGUGCGCAGCUGGAGGCCGGCCGCUUCGUGUACCGGCUGCAGCGCUCGCCCAUGUGCGAGUACCUGGUCAACUUUCUGCAUAAACUUCGCCAGCUCCCCGAGCGCUACAUGAUGAACAGCGUGCUGGAGAACUUCACCAUCCUGCAGGUGGUGACCAACAGGGACACCCAGGAACUGCUGCUGUGUACCGCCUACGUCUUUGAGGUGUCCACCAGCGAGCGUGGGGCCCAGCAUCACAUUUACCGCCUGGUCAGGGACUGAAUGAAGGGGGGGAUCCCCCACAACCGGCUCCCCGCACAUCCUCCUCCAGGAAGGCCCUACUGCUUUCUG